AUGGAUACUAUGGUGAAGCAGUCUCUGGCGGUGCCCAUGAAGAAGCUGUCUAGCUGUGUGACAGGAGUGAAGGAGAGAGAGGUGUGGGCCAGGCGCAGGGCCAAGAGGGGGACAGGAGGAGUAAAGAGCAGCCCUCCACGGAUGGGACAGACCUCCGUCAUACGCUCCUACCAAACUGACCUGGAGAAGGAGAGGAAGUUGAGGGAAGCCCUGAAUGCUCAGAAGCACGCAGAGAGAGCCGCCAUGAGGGAUCACUUCAGGAAGAAGUACAUGCUCUCCAAGAGUUCCAAGGACACCAGCCACCUGAGUGCGGCGCAAGGGAAAGUGGCACUCCCCCGUCAACUGGCUAAACUGAUUGGUCCUGAGACCCCGGCCAAGGACGAUGGCUACAACCUGCUGAGCGCCUUCCAAGGCCUCAACUUCAACAUGGGGAUGCUUGGAGGCAAGCAGACCAAGUCGCCCACUCCAAUGUCAGUCAACGGAGAGGCCUGCAAAGUCAUGUGA
Messenger RNA from Salvelinus namaycush (lake trout), 504 nucleotides. Its product is annotated as complexin-3-like. Gene Ontology annotation, cellular component: terminal bouton; SNARE complex. The transcript has 3 exons. Gene Ontology annotation, molecular function: syntaxin binding. The record is from RefSeq and is a predicted model, not a curated record. Gene Ontology annotation, biological process: neurotransmitter transport; regulation of neurotransmitter secretion; synaptic vesicle exocytosis. Lineage: Eukaryota; Metazoa; Chordata; Actinopteri; Salmoniformes; Salmonidae. The coding region runs from base 1 to 504 and encodes 167 amino acids.